GUCGUUUGUUCCUGUUUGCUAUCCGUGUGUUUCUCGUCUUGCUUCUAAUGUUGCAAAUUUCACAGAAAAUUUAUUGAAAAAAAUAAGAUAAAAACGGGAGAAAAAGAAGCUUCCCGAGUAUUUUCCUCUUUCCCUAGUCACGUGACAGCUGUGUUUACGUGGUGACGUGUACCGGAAGCAGCUGUCAUUAGAACGCCAGUGGCAGCUCUCUAGCUCCUGACGGUGGUCCGUGAGCCCGAAAGGUGUGUCUCCUAAAGCCAUGGCCAGUCCCAACGACCUGCAGUUCCAAGAGUUUGAGGAAGCAGCAGAGCUGUUGUCUGCUGACCCUGGGGCCCCCACACUCAGCAUCUCACCUUCAAACAUUCCCACCUUAACGGCUGGAGAGGACGUGAAGCUGGACCUAUCAGAGGACGAGGAGGCUCAGGAGGAGAGUUCAGAGCUUUUACAAGGACACAAACCAGGAGGGGGCUUCUGGACCUUUGAGUACUAUCAGUCCUUGUUUAACGUGGACACAGUGCAGGUGCUGGACCGAGUGAAGGGCUCCGUGAUGCCGUUACCUGGAAGAAACUUCAUCAAACACUACCUUAGGAGCAACCCAGACCUUUAUGGACCUUUCUGGAUUUGUGUGACGCUGGUGUUCUCUGUAGCCAUCAGUGGGAAUCUGUCCACCUUCUUCAGCCAGAUGGGAAACUCCAGCUACCACUACAGACCCCAGUUCCACAGAGUAACCAUCGCUGCAGUGGUGAUCUUUAUGUAUGCCUGGCUGGUUCCCAUUGGCCUGUGGGCGUUUCUGACCUGGAGGCAAGGGACUGAGAGGCAGAUGGGAGCCUAUUCCUUCUUGGAGACGGUGUGUGUCUACGGAUACUCCCUCUUCAUCUUCAUUCCCACAUCAAUCUUGUGGACCAUACCUUUUGAAUGGUUGCAGUGGACAUUGAUUGUGGUUGCCAUGGUGAUCUCUGGCUCAGUACUAGUCCUCACAUUCUGGCCCGUUGUCCGUGAUGACACCAGGGCGAUGGCUGUGGGCACCGUGGUAACCAUCAUCCUCCUGCAUAUGCUGUUGGCCGUUGGCUGUAAACUCUACUUCUUUCAGACUACAGUCAACACACCACCAUCAGCACCAACCCCAACAACCCCUGAGCUCCUCACAACGGUCAAACUGCACUGAGCCGAGCUGCUGGGAUCGAGCCGUUCCUCCGCAGGGCCUCCACUCAGAAACACAACUCCGUCAGAUGGGAUGAAACUGGAGUCAGAGAUGUUGCCUGGAGAUGGCCAUGCUGCCAUGAGCCGUUCGUCCUUAAAGCAAUAACGGAGAGGUCAGACGAUCAUUCAUAAUGUUGUUGGAAGUUUCAGACAACCACUAGUUGGAGAAACUAGAAAGUCCUCUCUGAUGAAACGGAUAACAAACUUUAGUUCUAAUGUUUGAGUCCAGAUUCUGUUGGAUCUAGAACAUGUCCUGUAGUCUGUCUAAUGAAGCUCUGACAUGAGAACAUUUGAACUACAUCACCUUCGCUUCACCUACAAAACGACUUUAGACCAUUUCAUUUCUGAAGUUUGACUGCUGAGCUAUUUAUUUCUACUGUGAAACUACUGAGUUUUUGUUAAUAAACUCCGAAUAUUUACUCUG
Nothobranchius furzeri (turquoise killifish) is the source of this 1624-nucleotide messenger RNA. RefSeq names its product Yip1 domain family, member 2 (gene yipf2). Gene Ontology annotation, cellular component: membrane; Golgi apparatus. NCBI's taxonomy places the organism in Eukaryota, Metazoa, Chordata, Actinopteri, Cyprinodontiformes, Nothobranchiidae. Gene Ontology annotation, biological process: vesicle-mediated transport. The record is from RefSeq and is a predicted model, not a curated record. Gene Ontology annotation, molecular function: small GTPase binding.